UUUCAUCCCCAAUUCUUUUUCUUCUCUUUUCCUCGGGAUUCGAUCCGACAACCCGACAGCUUUAGCAAUUGUUUGAGUUUGUUCUUCCACUGUUUGGCUUCAAUUCCCGAGGAUCUCUCUCAGACCAGUUUUGUUUUUUUCCUUCUCUUGUCUUGUCGUUUUCUUGUCUGAACCACAACCUCCACUUCCCUACAGUUGAAGUAGGAGCUGGAGGAUCCAGAAUUGCAGACCAGAAAGGAAGGAAGAUUAAUUCAUCACUCGACCCAGAUCUGUACUGAGUUUCAAAGAGCUUGAUCUGUAAAAACUAGAAUAAUAAUCGAGGAGUGAGAUGAAUAUGAACACUCUCGUAGAUGUUCCCCCCGGAUUUCGAUUCCAUCCCACCGAGGAGGAGCUCGUUGAUUAUUACCUUCGGAGAAAAGUUAAUUCAAGAAGAAUUGACAUAGAUGUCAUUAAAGAUGUUGAUCUCUACAAAAUUGAGCCAUGGGAUCUCCAAGAGUUAUGCAGAAUAGGGACAGAAGAGCAAAAUGAAUGGUACUUCUUCAGCCAUAAAGACAAGAAGUAUCCGACUGGUACGCGCACAAAUAGGGCGACCGCAGCCGGGUUUUGGAAGGCGACAGGCCGAGACAAGGCUAUUUACUCAAAGCAUGACUUGAUUGGGAUGAGAAAAACUCUGGUCUUUUAUCAAGGUCGAGCUCCAAAUGGUCAAAAAUCAGAUUGGAUUAUGCAUGAGUAUCGCCUUGAGACGGAUGAAAUUAAUGGAACUCCACAGGAAGAAGGUUGGGUGGUUUGCAGGGUGUUCAAGAAGAGAAUUACAACAAUGCGAAGAGUGAUGAGCGAGCACGAAUCAGCUAGUUGGUAUGAUGAUCAAGUCUCGAUCAUGCCCGAUAUCGACUCACCGAAUCAAAGUAAUUCCCAGUCGAAUAUUCUCUAUCAUAUCCCCCAUAUUCCCUGCAAGAAAGAGCUUGAUAAUUUGCCCUACCAACUUCCCCAAGAUCAUCAAUACUAUCUCAGCCAUCUCCCUCAUCUAGAAAGCCCAAAACUCCUGCAAUCUUCCCUAACCUGCAAUUCACUCUCUCCAUAUCCAGAUAUUAACAAUUCAAGCACAUUAAUGCCUUCCUCUUCGCUAGCACAAGAUCAAGAACAUUUUCAAGUCCAAAUCCAUGGCCAGAACUUGAAUAAUACUACUGCAAUUCUCUAUGGCAACGCCAGUGAGCAAGCACUGGAUCAGGUCAUGGAUUGGCGAGUUUUUGACAAGUUUGUUGCUUCUCAGCUCAGCCAAGAAGACGUUUCAAAGGGAAAUGAUAAUAAUUUCUCAUCGAAUGCAUCAAGUAAUGUCUUGCAUUCACCGGCAAACAUUUGAAUAAGCCAGAAAUGAUCAUCACACCGCAAAAAGCUUUGAGUUUUAGUUGUCAGAUCGAUCUGUGGAAGUGAAGUGAUUUAUUCAAAACCCAUAUGUUAUUAAUCCAGGUUAAUUACCAACUUUUGGAAAAGGGAAUUUAUGGUCUAAAUUCCUGUACAUAAGAAACCUAAUUAUUAAGGUAUAGUACAAUAACUUUAACAGUACUUCAAAGAUUAAAUAUAUUUUGGUUUUUUUCUUUUCU
Molecule: messenger RNA, 1601 nt
Organism: Carica papaya (papaya)
Lineage: Eukaryota; Viridiplantae; Streptophyta; Magnoliopsida; Brassicales; Caricaceae
Source: RefSeq, a predicted model, not a curated record